Molecule: messenger RNA, 484 nt
Organism: Triticum aestivum (bread wheat)
Lineage: Eukaryota; Viridiplantae; Streptophyta; Magnoliopsida; Poales; Poaceae
Product: zinc finger protein 2-like
Exons: 1
Coding region: 30-416 (128 amino acids)
Molecular function (GO): DNA-binding transcription factor activity
Source: RefSeq, a predicted model, not a curated record
UGCACUCACAUAUAGACGACGGUAAGUCCAUGACUAGAAUGGAAGAGCUGAGCAGUGAGCAGGAGGAGCUGAGCCUGGAGCUCACCCUCCGCCCAAUGGCGCCGGAGGCCCGCGUCGGCUUCUUCCUCUGCGUGUACUGCAACCGCAAGUUCAUCACCUCGCAGGCGCUCGGCGGCCACCAGAACGCGCAUAAGCACGAGCGCAGCGUCGCCAGACGCUGCCGUCGGCAGACCGCCGCCACUGGGGAGGGUUUACCGGCUGCGACGCAGGACGAGAGUCUGCCCUGGCCCAGGUACGGCACCGUUCUCGUGUCUGCAGCUGGGACGGCUGCUGCUGCUGGCAAGGCGCACAAGCACGGCAGGAGCCGGUCGGAGCACGGCACCGUGGACGACGUCGACUUGUCUCUCCGUCUAUGAUCGGUCUGGAAAUUGGUCACCGUAAUCACUAGUUGACCGGCAAGCAUCCCCUAGCUCUUUCUGUUUCG